AUGGCCACUGGAGCUGCCGGCGACGGCUUCUUCCGGAGCCUUCUCGAAGGCUGCAUUACCGCCGCGGACACCGGGAUCCAGCGCCGCCCCUACCACCGCAACUGUGGCUGCGCUCUCCACAACUCCGCUGGCCACUGCCCCCACCGCUCCAGAUACGAUAAGGUCUCCUACCGGAUCCGCCGCUCCUGGAGCGAAGGAUCGCUCUCGCUGAUCGGCCAGUCCUCGCUGUCUCCGUCCUCCUCCCCCGCCUCGGCGUCUGCGGAGAUUCCGAGGACAGCGUCGCAGGUGGCGCUGUGCAGAGCGGCAGAGGAUGAUGAGGUGAGUGCUUCGCCCAAAGCGUGA
Molecule: messenger RNA, 342 nt
Organism: Salvia splendens (bonfire salvia)
Lineage: Eukaryota; Viridiplantae; Streptophyta; Magnoliopsida; Lamiales; Lamiaceae
Exons: 1
Coding region: 1-342 (113 amino acids)
Source: RefSeq, a predicted model, not a curated record